UUCACGGAUCUCCUCUGAACCUUUGUAUUCAGGUGCCUAACGAAAUCAAAGGCUCUCUUCAGGGGUAGAAAUAAACCGAUGUCCUGCCCUUUCAAAGGGGGAAAAUGUUCCAGCUUAUCCGGCCUAAUCCAGGUACUUUUGUCGCGUUUUGUGCGCUCAGGCUUCCAGCGAAACUGACUUCGUCCGUUCCAGCUCCUUAAUCUUCGGUACCCUCAAAAACCAAACGCAAAUGACAACGAAGUGUGGUGAAGUUCAGCAGCCGCAGGAAGCAACAGCAAGCAGUUGCAUGCUUGACAGGCUCAACAGCAGCUCGGGAUUACUUUAGGGGCAUUUUCUGGGGUUUGUACCGGCAAAAAACUACGGGCGUCCCCUUUGAGUGCCGUACGAUGAGAAUCUCCUCCAGUUAUCAAAAAAAAACUCACAGCCCCCGGGUGUUUUUUUUCGCGGGUUUGUUCAUACCCGCCGCCUUCGGAGAGGACUCUGGAAAAACGCAGGGAUACUUCGUCGCAGAGGAACGGAGCGCCCCCUGGGUAGACGGCGUCGCCUUGUGUCGGGAGUGAAAGUGAAAAAGAGAAAUUAAAAUUGACACGCAUGUCAUUUUUUCGCACUUUAAGCUCGUGAGCUCGUACGCUCCUCGUUUUCAUUCAAUCUUUUCUCCACGUCGCCCUCGAGCUUCUCCUAAGAGACAUUGCGAAAUGCAUGCAAAGGAAGCCCUCGCGCCCUGAAUGUCUCCAAACUCUCCUCUUCGUUGUCUCCGAUCGAAACUCGUUGCAUUUUAGUCUUGGUUUCCUCCGAUUUCGGCUUCGUGCUGAGAAGAGCUCUUCGCCGGGUGUCGCCGAGCAAAGCAGGGCUGUUUGUCUCUACGCGUUUUUCUCUCUGUCGCAUGGGGAAAUUCGUCUGCGAACGAAGCCCAAACGACCGUUCAGUCGCACUCCCUUCUUUCGGCGUUCCUUGUCUUUCUCCCGAUCUGCGUUCUUUGCUUCCCUCUAAGCUGAAGACAGAACUCUCAGUCGUUCCUUGGGGUCCUCGACGCCCGUUCCUCGGUAACUCCGCCGAGAAUGCGUAGCGCAGGCCGCUAUGUGCCCUUCUACCGUUCAGAGUCUUGUCGCAGCUCUUCCUGGAUCUCCUCUAGAAGCCUAACUUCUCUCCGUUUGUUCCCCAGGGGAUCUUGCCUUUCUACCGAGAAAAAGGGAGGUCCGUCGCUCGUCUGUCGUGAGCUCGUCAAUCUCUAGCAGCGCCGUCGACGGUCACGUACCAGUGGCUGCAGAUCGGAAUUUCCUGUUCUGCAAAACAACCUACUUUGUUUACAUUCCUUUCUUCACAAAAAGGUGCAGAACGCGAUUUGUCUAGACUGGGAACAGUCCCCCGUUUCUCUUCGAGGCCUUGGUUACCUAACCCCUUUCUCUGUCUCCGGAAUGCGCGACGAAACCUGUCCAGUCGAAAACUUUCUUCGCUGCCCAUCGACUCGUCUUUUCGCGUUGUCGAUGUUCUUGGCGUUCUCACCUCCCGGAUGCUCUGUCUGACCGGAUCUCUCCACUGUCGCUCUCUCUCUCUCCACUUUCUUUGCUCGCUCGUUUCUCGAUAAUCCUUUUUCGUUUCAGGCACUCGUCUUUCUCCCCACUGCCUUUGCUCGUUCCUUCGUCAGGCGCGUUUCGCAUGCUCUACAGAUCUCUGGUUUCUCUCAACCGCCUACCAUCAGGUUUGCCUCCUAGACACCGUGCGAAUUGGUUUUUCGUUCUCCCUCUGUCCAGACCCAGCUUCUCGCGCGUUCCGUUGAGAAAGGCGACCAGCCUGUGGCGAGGCCUCGCGAGGAAAGGAAGCAACAGUAAAUCUUGAAAAAUUCGUCGCCACUAUGAGUUCCUGGGCAGGAGCCCCCAAGCGACGCAGGCGCCUGGUCGGAGGCACCGAAGAGGACGCUCCCGGAGGAGAAGAGGAGGACCAAGAGGGGCAGGAGAAAUUGCCUCUUGAGUCGGAGGCUCUUCUGCGUCAACUGAUUCACCAGCAGCGAUCUUCUCUCCACCAGUACAGACGCGAAGUUGCAUGCCUGCAGAGGCAAUUCGAAGAGCAACGUCGCGAGGUCGCUGUGGCAACUCAGCGGCGGGAGGCCGUUUUGACUGCAUGGGGCGAGCUGCAGAGUGAUGUCCUUCUCCUCAAGGCGCGCCUUGCUUCCCAGGUCGACGCCAGUCUCGUGAAGACACUCGUCGAGGCCCCAGAGUCUGCCUUGCUGGCUCCGAGCAUCUUCGUAACGAAGACCUCGGUGAAGAGCGAAGCUCGUGAAGAAGCGGGGGAAGAGGCGGCUGCAUGCGAUGCGCCCGACGGGGCCGUAUCCCCGGCUCUGUCCUUCGAGGCGCCUUUGUCAAGUGACAGCGAGGAUUCCGAGGACGAAUCUUCUUCGAACUCGAAAGGUUCAUCAUUGCCCGAAGAAGAGAAGAAACGCCUCGACGAGGAACUCCGCAGGCAGCGCGAGUGGACUAUGGGGCUUCUCCGGGAUUUCGUCGCGGCGGUGGAAUCCAGAGCGAGGCCGGAAUCAGAACAAGCAGAAAAGCCAGAAAAGACGGAAAUGGAGUCCUCUAAUGGAGUCGCGUCUGCUAUGUCUGAGAAAGGGUUUUUUGACCGCAUGCGCGGCGCGCUACACAAGCUCCGGGAGGCGGCGCGGCGACACCGGCGCCGGGCGCGGGUCCUCGAGCGAGACUUACGCGUUCAAAAGAAGGAGACACUUGCGCUGAAGGUGGAGACAGAUCGACUGCAGAAGCAACAGGCUCUGCUCAAGUACCGGUUUCGUGUUUUGUCGGGGGCAUCGCCAGAGAGCGCGGCGUCGCUGCUGAGGGCCGCAGGUCUGCGAGAUGAGGCCGUCGAAGAGACUCCCGGCACCCGCGCGGAGACAACUGUCUCCGCGGAGACCGCUUCGGGCGCCGACGGGGGGCCUUCGGGCGCGCAGCCUGGAGCCGCGGGUCCGCAGGUUGGGGCUCCAAACGGACCUGAAGCCGCGCGGGCCGACGCCGGCUCGCAGCUGUCUCCGGGUGAACAUGCGCCUGAGAAAGGAGACACCGGAGGAGACAGUGCUGCCGGGCGCGUCGGGUCUGGAGAGGGGUCCUUCGACUUCUUGCCGCCGACCACGGCGCCAGAGGAGAUUCUUGAGCACCUGGAGUCUUUGCAGAGGAAACUCCGCGAGCGAGAAAAGGAAAUCGCGCGACUCCAGGAAGAGAGAGCGAAGGCGGAGAAACUCACUGCGGAGGUGAAGAUUCUCAGAACUCUCAACCAUGAACUCAUCCUCCAGAGUUCACCCUACGUCGAACUUCAGCAGCAAGCGGCUAAACUCGAGGAAGCCGUGGUUGUUCGGACAGCCGAAGUCGAUGAACUGCGGCGGGAGCUGCUUCAUGAACAGAAGCAGAAAGACGAGGAGUUCGAGAAGCUUCUGACCGAGACGAAAGAGCAAACAGAGAAACUGCUGGAGAAGAUGAAGACGCUGACAGACGAGUUGCAGAGUGCAUGCGUCGACCGUGAGAAGGCGCUCUUCGAGGGGGAGCGACUGCGGCAAGAACUGCUCCACAGGAAGCUGUCUCAAGAAGAGCAGGAGACUGUUUUUGCGCAGCGCUGCGUCCAGCUCAGCAAACUGAAGAUGCAACACGAACAACUGAAGAACGCAGGCACUCAAAUGCUCUUGAGAAACGAACGCAUGCGGAAGGAAAGGCAAACGCUCAUAGAGGCGAUUCGACAGAAGGAUGAACUGAUUUGUCGCCUGAAGCUCCGACUGCAGGCGGAAGAGCGGCAGAAGCAGGAGGGUGUCUCCACAGCGAACGCGGCGUCUGCUCAUGAGAUCAGCAGUUCCUCAACGCCGUCGCCGACGGCAGAAAAAGUGGAGCCUGCAAACGACCCCACACAAAACUGUGUCUCCGGUGUCGCAGGCACCUCUGCAGCGUCGCCUUCUUCUUCUCCGCGCGAUGUCCCCAGAGAUUCGCUACACGGAGGUUCCCUUCUUUCUCUGGAUGCACUGGAAUUGCCUGGACUCGAGGGCGAUGCAGAGACCGUCGAGGUGCAGAUGGCCAAAAUGAAACUCGAGAAAGACGCUCUGCAGAGGCGACUCGCGGACUACGACCAACUUGUUGUAGAGAUUGCUGGCCUCCGUGAGCAAUACGCGCGCGUAUCGGAAGAAGUCGAGGAAGUCAGCAAAGCCUUCGAGGAGCGGCAGACCUUCUGCGAGCACCUGCUGAAGCAAGUCAAAGAGAAAGACGAAGCCCUUGCAGAUCUUCGAAACCGCAAUGCAAGUUUCCUGCAGCAGCAGCAGAUGCUCUCACGUUUGUCGCGUCUCCACGACCAGAAGUUGCUUCUUCUACGCCAGCAGUACGAGCAAACAACGACGAACUCUCGAGUUUAUGCAGACGCCCUACAACAGGCGAAUGUUCGUGUGACACUUGCUGACCAACAACGCGAAGAGGCGACGUCCGUAUACCAACAAAUGCGCACAGCGCGAGACACGCUUUACAAGGAGAAAGAAGAAGCCCUCGCAAAACUCAACACAGUCGUCGAAGCUAAUAAGGUGCUCGACGCUGCCGCGCAGGAAAGUUUGGCUCGAAGAAACGCAGCGGAAAAUGAGGCGCGAGCGUUGGUAGACGCGAAGGUGGAGCUGGAGAAGAGGAUCGACAGAUUAAAAGCCAAGGAAGAGAAACAGGACAGGAAACGCGCUCAUACUGCCGCGCUGGAGGAGCUGUCCAUCAGAGACCUUCAACUUCUGAAAGAUGAGAACGAAACGAUGCGACGCCGUCUCGUGUGCUUCGUCUGCAACGAACGUUUCAAGGACCACAUGAUCAACAAAUGCGGUCACAUGUUCUGCCAAGUGUGUCUGGAGAGAAACGUAAAGACGCGAAACCGAAAGUGUCCUCACUGCAAGGCCCAGUUCGACCAGAAGGACAUCCGCAAGGUCUAUCUUGACAACUAAACGAUUGUCGCGAGAUGUUCACUCGUUGUCGUGAAGGACCUCUUGUCAUUCGAUUUUGGGGGAACUGCUCCUGUUUAGUGUGCAGUCAUGGAAACUACCACAGUGAAUAUCAUGAUAGUUGUACAGCUUGUAUGCAAACGUUCGUUUUCACAUGUACGCUAGACAGCACAUCGGGGUUUUAAGUCAUGGGGUCAUCCUGCAAGUCGAAGUAAUGCCGGUAAUUUAGGGUGACCCGCCGUUUGCUGCGGACAAGUUGUCCGUUCCAGGCUCCGAAUCAUUUUACCCGAAUAAUGAACAGGUACUCCGAGGAGGCAUGGGUUUCAGUGGUUUCAGAGUUACUCGGAAUGCUUAGUGAGCUCCGCCAGAACCACCUUUUCGGGGUUUUAAUCGUGUGACCGCAGGAUCCUCCUGUCACUGUCUUGCGCAAGCCAGUUCAAACCACAGCGAGUGCAAUCGCAGACUUCGUUGCCUUGGGAAGGAAAGCUUGUCUUUGGAAUCGAAUUCAAAUGUCUUUGGAGGACAGACAAUUUUCCCCUUUCAAUCACUUC
Molecule: messenger RNA, 5484 nt
Organism: Toxoplasma gondii ME49
Lineage: Eukaryota; Apicomplexa; Conoidasida; Eucoccidiorida; Sarcocystidae
Product: zinc finger, C3HC4 type (RING finger) domain-containing protein
Exons: 18
Coding region: 1853-4936 (1027 amino acids)
Cellular component (GO): nucleus; HULC complex
Molecular function (GO): metal ion binding; ubiquitin protein ligase activity
Source: RefSeq, a predicted model, not a curated record